AUGCCGCCGUGUCGCUCGGAAACUUGGGGAUACUGUAGCGUCCGCACGCGCCCCGCCAGUGGCUUCUCCACCGAGAUCCGGUUCUGCGGGAUGUGCCUCGGCCUCGGCAAUUUUGACACCGCCAACAAGGCCGCCCGUGCGUACGACGCGGCGACGUGGCACCUCCGGUGGCCUCAUAGAACAUUGAACUUCCCCAAUGUGCCGAUGCGGGAGCGGGCGCAGGAGCUCGCGCCUCUGCCGCGGCUUAUCACUGAUGAGGAUCGUCGCGACAACCGGAGGCGGGAGCACCGUCUUGGCAUUGCCGAGAUGGACGAGGAAUCCAUGAAACUGUGGCGCCAACGCUUCCCGCAGGACAUCAUCAACGAGCGCGAGUUCUAUGCGCAAAGGAGGGCGGAGAGGGAGAAGAGGAGGGCAGAGCGAGCAACUUAUCACGAGGACAAGGUACGCGAAAAGCGGAUGCUCAAUUCAGCAUGA
Molecule: messenger RNA, 474 nt
Organism: Triticum dicoccoides
Lineage: Eukaryota; Viridiplantae; Streptophyta; Magnoliopsida; Poales; Poaceae
Product: ethylene-responsive transcription factor ERF084-like
Exons: 1
Coding region: 1-474 (157 amino acids)
Biological process (GO): regulation of DNA-templated transcription; ethylene-activated signaling pathway
Molecular function (GO): DNA-binding transcription factor activity; DNA binding
Source: RefSeq, a predicted model, not a curated record